CACGCACGGCCGCACACGAUAUCCCUCGACAGCAAAAAAACUAUCGACUUCAAACUAGGAACUCUCAGCCGCCACCGCCACCGCCACAACCCCUUUCCUCCCCACACGAACUCCCUCUUCUUCUCUUCACUUCCACAGCCCCCAGUCUCUUCACCCAAUAACCGACAAUGGCCGCCCUCACACACCACCGCCACCUGCAAACACACUUUCUCUCCAGACUCCCCGUCGCCAAACCCAUUUCCAGACUUCAAACCACCAGAGUUCGCAUGUCCCUCCAGGAAUCGGGCCCAUCUGUCGCGGUAGUUGGCGUCACCGGUGCCGUCGGCCAAGAAUUUCUCUCCGUGCUAUCGGACCGGGACUUUCCCUACCGUUCCAUCAAAAUGCUGGCCUCCAAACGCUCCGCUGGAAGGCGCAUCGCAUUUGAGGGCACCGAAUUUGUAGUGGAGGAGCUUACCCCCGAAAGCUUUGAUGGUGUCGACAUCGCCCUGUUCAGCGCUGGCGGCUCCAUCAGUAAGCAGUUUGGUCCCAUCGCUGUCGAGAAAGGAGCCAUCGUUGUGGACAACAGCUCCGCGUUUCGGAUGGUCGAUGGCGUGCCGCUCGUGAUUCCGGAGGUGAACCCGGAGGCCAUGGAGGGGAUCAAAAUUGGCACCGGCAAGGGCGCCUUGAUUGCGAAUCCUAAUUGCUCUACCAUCAUUUGCUUGGUGGCUGCCACUCCUCUUCACCGCCGCGCCAAGGUAACACGAAUGGUCGUUAGUACUUAUCAAGCUGCAAGUGGCGCUGGUGCUGCUGCAAUGGAAGAACUUGUGCAGCAAACUCGUGAGGUCCUGGAAGGAAAACCCCCAACUUGUAGCAUAUUUAAGCAACAGUAUGCUUUCAAUUUGUUUUCGCACAAUGCUCCUGUACUCGAGAAUGGAUACAAUGAAGAGGAAAUGAAAUUGGUCAAGGAGACUAGAAAAAUAUGGAAUGACAUGGAGGUUAAAGUGACUGCCACAUGUAUACGAGUUCCUGUCAUGCGUGCACAUGCUGAGAGUGUGAAUCUUCAGUUUGAAAAGCCCCUUGAUGAGGACACAGCAAGGGAUAUUCUAAAGAAUGCUCCUGGAGUGGUGGUUAUUGAUAAUCGGUCCUCUAAUCGGUUCCCUACACCAUUGGAGGUAUCAAACAAAGAUGACGUUGCAGUUGGGAGGAUUCGUCGUGAUGUUUCUCAGGAUGGAAAUUAUGGGUUGGAUAUCUUUGUCUGUGGUGACCAGAUACGCAAAGGAGCUGCACUCAAUGCUGUUCAGAUUGCUGAGAUGCUGGUCUAAUCCACAUUUGGCUUUAGUGAUGAGGUUUUAUCUUUGCACGGGUUAGUUGAUACGGUCAGGUGGGCUGAUUUUAAGUCGCUUGUAGUAGUGUAUCAUCUGCAGAUGAUCGUGCUUCUGCUAAGAUUUGUUCAAUUCUUGCAGUCUCUUCAUUUUUGCUUCCUAAAGAGUUAUAGCUGUAUUGGUAUCUAUUUGGGUAGUUUACUUAUGAGAUUUAUACCUUUGUUUAAGAAGGGAUUUUGUUGAAAUAGUAUUGUAAUGUAACUUACAAGGAUGAUGGUAUCUGAUAGUUUUGGGAUACAGUCUACGCGCAUAUGCCCUGGAAGUCAAAUUAAUUUAGAAGGUUUGAUAA
Molecule: messenger RNA, 1650 nt
Organism: Carica papaya (papaya)
Lineage: Eukaryota; Viridiplantae; Streptophyta; Magnoliopsida; Brassicales; Caricaceae
Product: semialdehyde dehydrogenase family protein
Biological process (GO): L-threonine biosynthetic process
Molecular function (GO): aspartate-semialdehyde dehydrogenase (NADP+) activity; NADP binding; protein dimerization activity
Source: RefSeq, a predicted model, not a curated record